AUGAUGACAUUAGUAGCAACUUCAAGGAAGCUUCCUAAAUCAAGAAUUGAUAAGCCCCACCAAUGGGAUCGUUUGCUUUUGCAAAUUCUAGUUCUUUUUGUCUUUCAGUUGGGCCAGAUAGUCAUGUCUCAGGCCACCAGUCAAAGGAGAUGGCAACGAAUCCUCCGUUUGGCUCAAGAAAGGAUGUCUACGGCUCAACAAUCCUACGACGAUACCUUACAUACCCUUUCCAUGGUUGCGCUCUAAUG
Lactuca saligna is the source of this 248-nucleotide messenger RNA. Lineage: Eukaryota; Viridiplantae; Streptophyta; Magnoliopsida; Asterales; Asteraceae. The record is from the annotation of a GenBank genome assembly.